AUGUCACCAAUAUUCGAGUCGAACUUUUCCAUACGCACCAUACUCUCAAACAGAGAAGACAGUAAGGAACUACCCUCACCGAAUCAAAUCGACAUAAGACCCAACUACACCUACUCCGCGUUGGUGACGAUGGCCAUACGAAGCAGCCCGGAGCAGAAACUAACAUUGAGUAGCAUCCAACAGUGGAUCAUGGACAAUUUUCCGUACUAUCGAAAAGAUCAACGCGGCUGGCAAUGCCAGAUUCGUCAUACGCUCACUACAAAUUCCUGUUUCAUGAAGAUACCACGUCCACCAAGCGAUCCGGGACGCGGAAAUUACUGGACCGUGAACCCAGAAGUUGAGUCUAUCAAGAAGAGUGCGUCACCUGGACAAGCGCAAGUCGUCACAAACGCAUUUGAAUCGAAAUAUAACGUUAAUCAAGCAAUGGCACAGGGAGUACCACAUCCACAAAUGCCAACGGCUAGAUAUUUUCCAACUCCACAAGAAAUUGAGCUGUUGCAACAACAAUUGGUCACUCUACAACAACAGCAAUAUCAGCAACAGUGUGAAGAGAUCUAUAGGAAGAUAACUUUCCAUCAACAACAGUGCGCUUUUUUGUCUGCCACACAUUACCCCAUGUCUGAACCGAAUUCGUGA
Molecule: messenger RNA, 636 nt
Organism: Zeugodacus cucurbitae (melon fly)
Lineage: Eukaryota; Metazoa; Arthropoda; Insecta; Diptera; Tephritidae
Product: forkhead box protein I1-like
Exons: 1
Coding region: 1-636 (211 amino acids)
Biological process (GO): cell differentiation; anatomical structure morphogenesis; regulation of transcription by RNA polymerase II
Molecular function (GO): DNA-binding transcription factor activity, RNA polymerase II-specific; RNA polymerase II cis-regulatory region sequence-specific DNA binding
Source: RefSeq, a predicted model, not a curated record